This is a messenger RNA of Fukomys damarensis (Damara mole-rat), 8187 nucleotides long. RefSeq names its product olfactory receptor 1361. Gene Ontology annotation, cellular component: membrane. Gene Ontology annotation, biological process: G protein-coupled receptor signaling pathway. The coding region runs from base 6417 to 7358 and encodes 313 amino acids. The transcript is spliced from 3 exons. Gene Ontology annotation, molecular function: olfactory receptor activity; G protein-coupled receptor activity. The record is from RefSeq and is a predicted model, not a curated record. NCBI's taxonomy places the organism in Eukaryota, Metazoa, Chordata, Mammalia, Rodentia, Bathyergidae.
AACUGCUAAUCUGCUCAGACAAGAGCAGGCUUUAGUGAAAUUUGCUGGGAUGUAGUUAUAAGUUAUUCUUUCACAUGUAUAAAACCACCCCUGUGGCAAUGUAAUGUGACAAUAGCUAUAAGUGAUCUUUUGUUCUCUGGGGUGCUUCAUUUCAUUCACCCACUUAACUUUUAGACAUUGGAAAGUACAAUUUUUGUACUUAGCACCUUGGGUCUCAUUUGACAUAACCACCCGAGGGGUAUAUCGCUUAAUAGCAUUCUUUGGUUUGCAACAGGUUGCUUGUCCCCAAUUAUAACUAUCAGCAUAGCUAAGAACGUUUUCCAGGAUGUUUUUAAAUAUAGUAUAUGGUCUAGUACCUUCAAGUGGGGCACACACUGGAAUCGAACAAUUCCCAAGCACAUAAUGAAAGUUUACAUCAACAUUUAAACAGAUUUCAGUCAAAUUUAAGGACUCAGCUAGGUGCACCCAGACAUUUUUAGUAUGACCUAAGCUUCCUUUGGGCAGCGCUGUCACUGUCCCAGAGAAAAUCACCCAGAAUAUGAUGUAUGUCCAUUUGAGCGAAGUUUUACCCUCAGGUCCCCAGGUUUGCUGAUAAAGCUCCAUUUCUCGUGCAUCUCUGGACUGCCAUCAAGUCCGGGCUUGAGGUGAUUUCAGUGGAUCUACAUUGGUGCCCGGUGACUUUCACAGCAAAAGGUGUAGACAGGAUAACCGGGAAAGGCCCCUUCCACCAUGGUUCCAAGGUGUUGGAAUCAAACCUGCGAAUAUAAACCAGUUUUCCUAGCUUAUAGGGCAGUGGCUGAAAGGGUUUUUCAUGUGGGAGGCUCAGAGAUGUUCUGACCCGGUUUUGUAACUGAGGCUGUAUUUCAUGUAAAGCUCUCAGAGACUUGAGCAGCCUCAGAUGGGAAAACUUCUCUUUUAAUUCUAUAUGUGAGGAAGCAGGGGAGGAGUACGCCCGUAGAUGAUUUGGAAAGGUAACAGGUUUAGAGGGGACUUGGGAGUACAUCGGAUACAUAACAGAGCAAAAGGGAGAAGCUCCACCCAACUCAAUUCAGUCUCCAGGCUCAAUUUAGUUAGGAUCUCCUUUAAAGUUCGGUUAGCCCUUUCCACCUGUCCUGAACUUUGAGGCCUGUAAGCACAAUGUAAAUUCCAGUUGAUUCCAAUAAUGUGACUCAUCAAUUUAGAUAUUGUAGCCAUGAAGGCUGGACCAUUGUCGGACCCCAGGGCUAAGGGCAAGUCAAAUCGAGGAACUAUUUCAGUUAGGAGCUUUUUACUGUUACCUCAGCUGUUUCCUUUUUAGUGGGAUAUGCCUCUACCCACCCUGAGAAUGUGUCUAUGAAAACUAGUGUAUAUUUAUAGCCAUACAUGCCUGUUUUUAUUUCGGCGAAGUCCAGUUCCCAAUGUUCUCCCGGAGUCAGUCCUCUAUAUCCGACCCCUGGGGGCCCAGCCACCUGAUUUGCGUUUACCUUAAGGCAGGUUGGGCACCGUCUCACCCUGUCCCGAGCUUUCUGAGCUAAUCUGCUGACAAAGUGGGGCUGUAGGACGGUCAUCAUCCUCUUUUCCCCCAGAUGAGUGGAUUCAUGGAGCUCACUCAGCAAAGUGUCGGCCACAGCAGCGGGCAACACGAUUUUUCCCUCUUCAGUUGUCCACCAUGCAUGCUUUCCCUUUGUCCAGUGGCUCUUGCUCAUCUCUGUUAUGUCUUCACCGUGUAUUCAGGCCUCUCUGGGAGCAAGGGUGUCGGCAGCAGCACCAAUUGUUUCCCCACUGAUUUUGGGCAGCCUGCUUCCCUGCCUGGUCAGCUGCAUUGUUUCCAAUCGCUUCAGGACUGGAUCCCUUCUGAUGUCCCCAACAGUGGAUGAUGCCAACCUCUCUCGGUAGCCAGAUGGCUUGCAGUAGAGCCAGUAUCUCCAUUUUAUUUUUAAUUUCUUUUCCCUCUGAUGUCAGAAGUCCUCUAUUCUGGUAAAUCUCUCCAUACACGCGGGUGGUAGCAAAAGCAUAAGGACUGUCAGUAAAGAUAUUUAUCCUUUUUCCUUUUCCCAUUCUAGUGCUCUCGUUAAAACAAUCAGUUCAGCCUUCUGUGCUGAUGUCCCUUGAGGCAGCCCUUGUUCCCAUACUACCUGUUGAUUUUGAUUUACUAUUGCUGCUCCAGCAUAUCAUACACCUUCACAUAUGAAACUGCUCCCAUCGGUGUAGUAUGUUGCCUCAGGCUGGGAAAGGGCUGGGUUUGUCAGAUCUGGCCUUCCUCCCCAUAGGUAUUCAAGAGUCUACAGGCAAUCAUGGAUGGACAUUUGGUCGUCUGACUCAGGGAGCAAACGCAGGAUUCAGGUUAGAUGUUGCGGCAAAUUUAAUGUGUAGCUGUUCUAGCGAGAGUCCCUGGUACUGCAACAAUCUAGCAUUGGACAGCCACCUACUGAGUGAAUUGUGCAACAGGGGCUCAAUGGCAUGCGGAGUGAUCAAAGUUAAGUCUUGGCCGAAAGUCAGUUUGUCAGCUUCCCGAGUUAAGGCAGCAGCUGUGACCACCGUCCUUAAACAAGAGGGCCACCCUCUGGCCACUGGGUCAAGUCUUUUGGAGAGAUAAGCUAUAGGCCACUUCCAAGGCCCAAGGUUUGCCUGAUCACUCCUUUUGCCACCCCACUUUUCUCUGCUACAUACAAGGUGAAAGGUUUAUUCAAAUCAGGCGGGGCUAAGGCUGGUGCUAUGGUACGUGCAGUCUUGAGCAUCUGGAACGCUUGCUGGCAAGCCUCUGUCCAUUCGAGGGGCAUAUUUCCCCCCGCCGUAGCCUCAUGCAGGGGCUUGGCAAUCUCAGCAAAACUAGGAAUCCAGAUUCUGCAAUAUCCUAUGGGCCCCAGGAACUUGCACACUUGUUUCUUUGAGCUGAGUGUGGGCAUCUGGAGGAUCUCUGACACCCUGGAUUCUGCCCACUUUCUCUUUCCAUUUUCAAUAAUGUAGCCCAAGUAAGUUACCUUGGUCAUGUAGAGCCGAGCUUUCUUCCAGGACACUCAAUAUCCCCGGUUUUGUAGGGCUUCCAGGAGGCCCUCGGUGGCUGCAAGACAUUCCUCUUCGGUUGAAGUCACCACCAAGAGGUCAUCUACAUACUGGAGAACAGUUGCAUAGGGGAAAGCUCUCCUUACCUCUUGGAGAUCUCUGCUGAGAGCUUCCCCAAACAGGGUGGGGGAGUUCUUGAAGCCUUGUGGCAAUCGAGUCCAUGUCAGUUGUCCAGUAGUUCCAGUGUCCAGGUCCGUCCAUUCGAAAGCAAAAAGGGGCUGGCUCACCGGUGCGAGAGGCAGGCUGAAAAAUGCAUCUUUGAGAUCAAGGACUGAGUACCAUACAUGUGCAGGUGGAAUGAGACUCAGCAGUGUGUAGGGGUUCGGUACCGUAAGGUGGAUGGUCUCCACCCGGCUGUUUACCUCCCGCAAGUCCUGUACCGGCCUGUAGUCUGAGGUGCCAGGUUUUUUUACAGGCAACAGGGGUGUGUUCCAAGCUGACUGACAUGGAACCAAUAUCCCGGCUUCCAGGAGCUGGUGGAUGUGUUUGGAUAUUUUUAUCUUAGCUUCCAGAUGAAGUGGGUAUUGUCGGACCUGGACAGGGGUGGCGGAGGCUAACAAUUGGACUACUAUUGGGACUUGGUAUUUUGCCAGCCCUGGUAGGUUUGUUUCAGCCCAUACCUGAGGAAAUUUUUCCCGUAGAUAGUCCCCUUUUUGCUCCGGAGGUUUUUCUUCUCCUCCGAUUAGUUUGAAUUCCUCUUCCAAAGGGACUGUCACCAUGAUAACGGGUGGCAACCUCAGUUCUAAGUUUCCCUCAUUGGUUUAAAAGAAAUGACAGCCCCUAAUUUUCUCAAUAAAUCUCUCCCCAGCAAGGGCUAGGGACACUCAGGAAUGACCAAGAAAGAGUGGGUUCCAGUACCUUUUCCCAGGUUUACAGGUUAGCGUUGUCCAGGGAUAAGAGGCAGGUUGUCCAGUAGCUCCAGUAAUGGUAGACUUCAUGGAGGAAAGCGCCCCAGGAGGAGCUUUGAGGACUGAGUGGGCCGCUCCAGUGUCUACGAGAAACUCAACAUCUGUUCCUCCUAUUCACACACUUACCAAAGGUUCAUCGGGAUUAAGCGGCCAUGAGCCCUGGCCCCUGCGAAAAAGACUCCUUCCUUUUUCUGUUCCAGUUUUUUUUCUUGUGCCUUUUUCUUUUUCCAUUUUUCACAAUCCUUCCUAUAAUGCCCCUUUGCAAUAUGCACAUUGAUCUCUAUCCACAAGAAGCCAUCUCUUUUCCCUAGUUCCCUUUUCAUUUCCCUCCCCUUUGACACAAAUCCUUCUUCUACUAAUGCCAUUACACUUGCCUUUCCCAUCUUUUUAACCUUUUAACCUUCAGGUGUAUCCCUUUUUGUGAACACUUUCAUAGCUAUGCUUAUCAAUUUUUCUCUAUUUUCUCCCUGAAAACCCUCAGUUCUCUGCAGUUUCCUUUGAAUAUCUGGGGCCGACUGGGACACAAAGGCCAAAUUAAUCGCCCACCUGUUUGCUGGAGCGUCUGGGUCAAUUGGCGUGUACGUGCGGUCCGCCUCCAGCAACCACUCUAGGAAGGCAGAGGGGGAUUCCUCAGGCCCUUGAAGGACCUCGCUUACCUUGCUCAAAUUAGUAGGCUUGCGAGCAGCUCCCCUAAGGCCUUCAGGAGAUGCUGACGGUAGUUGUGAAGAAGCUUCCCUACCUCCCGUGGAGUUCGGUUGCCACUGGGGACGGGUGGAGGGGAGUUGUGCUUCAAUUCGGGCCCGAUGUUGGUCAUCAGUGGGUCCCUCAGUUCCCCGCAGCACCGACCGAACAGCGUGUCCUCUGAUUCUUUCUCGCUCUUCAGGUGUGAACAGAGCCUGUAAAAGUUCCUGGCAGUCAUCCCAGGUGGGGUCAUGGGUGUUAAACACAGAGUCAAGAAGGGAAAUGAGGGCCUGCGGCUUCUCAGAGAACGGGGAUUCUGGUGCUUCCAGUUAUAUAAAUCACUUGUAGAGAAAGGAAUGUACACAUAGUGACCCUGUUCUGUUUCCCUCAGCGGGAGCACAGGGAGCAGAUCCGGCCUCCCCGGGGGUGCCUCCUGGGGUACAUAGGCAGAGCCCCCUCGGGUGCAGGAAGGAGAGGUCGUGGAAUCUGGGACCUCCCCAUCCUUUGGAAGGGAUUGGUAAAUGGACUUAACUCCCAUCUCCCCAGAGGAUGACUUUGCAUAUGGAGGGGGUCCUAACCUGGGGUCAGUAGUCUCUAAGGGGUCCGGCUCCUGGGAGAAGACCGGCCUGGGUACCUGCCACUUUAAGGACUUUAUCGCAUUUGGCGCCAUUACCGGAAUACGAGAACUGGUGCGCAGGGAGCAGCGCUGCCACCAUGCCCGAGGCUUCUCACAGGCUCGGACCCAGAUGUUAAUAUAAGGGAAUUGGUCGGGGUGGCUAGGGCGUCCAGUAACCUUUGCCCAUACCGCCUGGCAGAAUUGUGGUUCGAAAGAACCUUCCACUGGCCAACCUACUCCGAAUGCUUGCCAUUCCAGUUUGCAGAGGGUUCGGGAAAACUUCAUUCCAUAUUCAUCUUCCUGCUCAGGAGAAAAAAAGUUUAAAAUUAGUGAGAAAACAGUCCAACGGGGUGUUCUUGGAACUGGAUCCUCCCAUCUUGUCCCUAGGAAUGAAUGCAAGGUUAACACUCAACAGACAGGACACAGACAAAACAAACAGGCGCCACAAAAAAAAGCUUUCAUUCUACUCAGAAAUCCUCAUCAGGGCUGGGGUCAGGGGAGGCUUCCCGGCUCAUCAGCCACCUCGAUCCUGACAAAUAGAUGGUUGCAAUUGGUCGAAAGCUUUCCUCUGGAGGCUUUUCAGGUGUAUGUUCGAGAAUCUCUUGCCAGAUCUGCUACAGAGAAAUCUCAGCCAGAUUUACCCUUCCCACCUGGGGAUCUUGCUGGGGCCUCUAAUAAUGCAAGACAUAAAGUCUCACUUCCACUGCACAGAGCGUGGACAGCCAAAAGGGCCUUCACGAUGCUGCGUCCUAUAGCCCAAUGAUAGCUCUGAGUGCAAGACCCAGGGCCUUACUUCCGGGAGCCUUGAACAGCCCAGAGGGCCUCCAAGAUGCUGGGACCUAUAGCUCAGCGAGGCCCCGGGAGCUCGACAGAGGAACGAGAGUCGCCCAGGAAGGAACACACCAGGCUCGCUGAACUGCAGGCUGGGUCCAGCUCCCCGUGAGCUGUGCGUGACACGGCCACAGAGCUGUCGCAGGCUUCCGGGUCCCCGCAGGCCUCCGCCGACCCCAGUGCAGUUCGCUGUGGACACCGCCGCACAGAAACCACAACAGGGGCCGCGGCUUUAGCUCAGUGGUGCCGCCGCCUGCUUUCACAAGCGCACAAGGGGCCGAGUUCGAUCCCUGGUACAGAAAAACAACGCAAGGCAUAAACCCUAAGGACCAGGUGCCAUGGACCAGCCCAACCUCACCCAGGUCUCGGAGUUCCUGCUUCUCGGCCUCUCUCAGGACCCCGGGCAGCAGCGGCUCCUGUUCGUCCUCUUCCUGAGCAUGUACCUGGUCACGGGGCUGGGGAACCUGCUCAUCGUCCUGGCCAUCGCUGCCGACCCCCGGCUCCACACCCCCAUGUACUUCUUCCUGGCCAACCUGGCCUUCGUGGACGUGUGUUUCACCUCCACCACGGUCCCCAAGAUGCUGUCCAACCACGUGUCGGGACGCCGCAGCAUCCCCUACGCCGGCUGCCUCGCCCAGAUGUUCUUCUUCAUCUGGUUCGCCGGCAUCGACAGCUUCCUGCUGACCACCAUGGCCUACGACCGCUACGCGGCCAUCUGCCACCCGCUGCGCUACUCCGCGGCCGUCACGCCCCAGCUGUGCGGCCUGCUUGUGGCCGCGUCCUGGGCCGCCGCCUUCGGCAACGCCCUGACCCACACCGCGCUGCUCGCCCGCCUGUCCUUCUGCGCCCACAACAGGGUCCCCCACUUCUUCUGCGACCUCAGCCCCCUGCUGAAGCUGGCCUGCUCGGACACCUCCCUCAACAGCGCUCUGGUCUACACCGUGGGUGCCCUGCCCAUCAUCGUGCCCUUCGUGGGGAUCCUGGUCUCCUACACGCACAUCUUUGCUGCCGUGCUGAGGAUCCCGUCGGCGGGAGGCAAGCGCAAGGCCGUGUCCACCUGCGGCUCCCACCUGGCCGUGGUGUCCCUGUUCUACGGGACCCUCAUCGGGGUGUACUUCAGCCCCGCGUCGCCCCACACGGUCCAGCAGGACACAGCGGCGGCGGUGAUGUACACUGUGGUCACCCCCAUACUGAAUCCCUUCAUCUACAGCCUGCGCAACAGCGACAUGAAGGGCGCCCUGGGGGCCCUGGUCCGCGGGAAGCUGGUGGCCGGGAAGUGACCUCAGGCCGGAGGUCCAGGGUCCCCACAGAGCAUCCGCCUGUCGGGAAGCUCCUGUCUCGCAUCUUUCCGUUUGCUUGGCUUUGUUCUGCCAGCGCUGCUUCAGGAGCUCUCUUCUCACCUCGGCCCGCAGGCCGCCCAAGACCUGGCCUCAGUGGGAGGUGAGCGGCAGACAAGGAGCGAAGCCUUCUCUAACUCCAGCCACCCUGUCCUGGCCUGACCUCUGCAGCCUCAGAUCUGCAGCCCUAGCAGCACAGCACGCGAGACAGCCGGGGUGCACACAGCAUGCCACCAUCCCCAGACCACCAGCGCCCAACCCCUGGUCUGUGCAAAAGUUGUCUGCCACAAAACCAGCCCCUAGAGCCCAAAAGGUCGGGGACGGCUGAUUCCAAUGUCUUGCAGGGGCUGGGGACACAGGAAGGAACAGUUACUGCGCCUGGCCUUGCGAAGCUGACACUGCAGCCUGAAGAAUGCGCAUGGUGUCGAAAGGGGUGGGAACCACAGGAUGCAAGGCCUGGCGUGGGCUGAGGUUCGAGGUUGGCUGCUAGAACAAAGAGACUCAAAACACAAAAGUCACAAGCUUUGCCCAGAAGUAGUGAUGCACACCUUUGAACUCAGCACUCUGGGAAGCUGAGGCAGGAGGAUCAUAAGUUUAAGCCCAGCCUGGACAAGCCAAUUAGCAAGACCCUCUCUCUCAAAAUUUAAAAAGAUAUAAAGGGCUGUGGAUGGAGUUCAAGGUAAAGGCUGUGGCUUCAAGUCCCAAGACUGCCAAAAAUAAAAGUCAUAAGCUUCUCCAGCCAGAAUUCUGACACCCCUUCAUGUCUCAGCAU